This is a messenger RNA of Agrilus planipennis (emerald ash borer), 1659 nucleotides long. Its product is annotated as adenosine deaminase 2-like. Gene Ontology annotation, biological process: inosine biosynthetic process; adenosine catabolic process. Gene Ontology annotation, molecular function: adenosine deaminase activity. The transcript has 3 exons. NCBI's taxonomy places the organism in Eukaryota, Metazoa, Arthropoda, Insecta, Coleoptera, Buprestidae. Bases 1 to 1218 code for a protein of 405 amino acids. The record is from RefSeq and is a predicted model, not a curated record.
AUGUAUUACAUUCAAAAUGUCAAUGGGUACGCAUGGAUAGCGGAGCAAGGGGAGGCGAAAUAUAUAGUGAAAUCCAAAGCGAAACACGAUUUCAAUUUAACUUACAGGAGCAAUCUGUACGCCUGUUUUCAAAACGGAAGUUUUCAAUUGAGGUUCUUUAGUGAGCCUGAUCUCUCUUGCAACUGGACUCUCUUGGCAAAAUUGAGACAGGAAGAUGCUUCCCUUGACGAUUUUAUACGUUCCAAACUUACUUUGGUGGUGGAUAAUCCAGAAACCAGAUAUAGGACUGAACGUGAGGUAUGGGCAGCCUUUCUAGACAUCUUAGACAUUGUAACUUCGCUGAUCACCUACAGACCGGUGUUUGAAGACUAUUUCUACAGGGCUCUCGAGGAAUUGUAUGAAGACAAUGUGAUGUACUUGGAGUUCCGGGGUGCAUUACCGAGUGUGUACGAAUUAAACGGCACCGUCUACGAUGAAAUUGAAGUGGCGGGAAUGUAUAUUAACGUGUUGGAGAAAUUUAAAGAAGACCAUCCUGAUUUUGUUGGAGCCAAGUUCAUUUAUGGUCCUGUGAGACUUGUGGACAACGCCACUGCAUGGAGAUAUGUCGAGACGGUGAAAGCGGUGAAGAAACGCUAUCCUGAUUUUAUGCUUGGUUUUGAUCUGACUGGGGAAGAGGAGAUGGGAUAUCCGUUAAAGGAUUUUAUCGAAGAGAUAAAUAGUUUAGAAGGAACUGUAAAAUUCUUUUUCCACGCCGGUGAAACGGAUUGGUAUGGGACAAGUGUAGACGAGAAUUUGGUGGAUGCAAUUCUCCUGAAUACCACAAGAAUAGGACACGGUUUCGCCCUGUUAAAACAUCCCAAACUUUUACAGAUGGUAAAAGAGAAAGACAUUGCCAUAGAGAUCAAUCCUAUAUCAAACCAGGUAGCAAUGUUGGUAAAAGAUCUAAGAAAUCAUCCGGCAGUUUCGUAUAUCAGUCAGAAUUACCCUGUUGUCAUAUGCAACGAUGAUCCUGGCGUUUUGGGAACUAGGGGACUUAGUUACGACUGGUAUAUGGCGUUUAUGGGAUUAUCCAGUAAUCAUACUGAUUUGAGAUUUUUGAAACAACUUGCUAUCAACUCUUUAAAAUACAGCGUAUUCUCUAAUGAUGAAAGAACUUUUGCGUUUUCCUUGUUCGAAAAGCAAUGGGAAACGUUUAUCACGGACUUCCUACAGAAUUAGGAAGUCAGGAUGAUGAAAAUAUUAAUGUUGUUCUUAUAAAAGUAAAUUUAAUAUCCUUUCUCAUGAUCCUGGAUGAUGAUGAUCCUACACCGUCUUGGUUUUUGUUAUCCUUGCUUGACCUGUUAUGAAUUUAGUUUUUAUGAUAUUGAAGCAAAUGUUUUUAGGAUAUAUUAGAAAUGUUCAUUUGUACCUAUUGACUUAUUGUAUAGCUUUAAAAUGUACAUUUAAUACUACUUUUAAUUUCUCAAUCUGUUUCUAUUUGUUGAGGUGUUAGAAAUUUAAUUUUUGUUGUACAUUUCUACAUGUAUAGCGUGAGACUUCAUAUUUCAAAAAUUGUCACUUUUUAAAGAUGAUUGCUAAGAUAUAGAAAAGAAAUUGUCAUUUUGCGUAUAAGCAGUCGUUUUAGAUUUCAUUUGUGCAGAUAAAAGUUUUAAAUUAACA